CGCUCCGACUAUAUACAGAUUCUGCUCUCAGGGUAACUACAAAUGAUUGCUGGCUCUCGCGGAGGGUGGAUCGUCGCGUCCAAUGUUUCUCCACAGAGCUGACUUGAACCUUUCUUCUCGAACAAACCGAAUCCAACGGACACACCUGAGAGUUGGUUUCCCGCUGCCUCAGAGGAGCCGGGGGCGGACAGGGGGAACGCAAUAAUGAUCAACACCAUGGAAUGCGCAGUGGACGCGCAAAGCCUCAUCUCCAUUUCGCUAAUGAAGAUCCACAACUCCAGGACGCAGAGAGGGGGGAUCAAGCUGCACAAAAACCUGCUGGUCUCCUAUGUGCUGAGGAACGCCCGGCAGGUCUACAUCAAGGAGAAAUACGCGGAGAUCUACAGGAUGCAGCAGUACGAGGAGGUGAUGACGGUCUGCAACGAGAUCCAGCAGCUCGACCCGCUCGACCUGGACGCGGAGGACGCCGCCGACGACGAGCAGGCGCGCAGCUGCUGCGGCGGCGGCGGCGGCGGCGACGGGCUGAGCGCGUCGGACCCCGCGUGCCACGGAGGCGCGGAGCCGCCGCCGGCGCACGAGCGCGCGGUCGGCUCGCUCCUCGGCAAGGAGCCGGAGGCGUCCGAGUACCGGAGCUGCUGCAUGGAGGUGUCCCCGGUGUCGCACUGCAACAAGACCACGGUGCUGGACCUGGACACGCACGUAGUGACCACGGUGGAGAACGGCUACCUGCACCAGGACUGCUGCUGCCACGCGCCCCAGUGCGGCCAGGGCGCGCAGUCCGCGGCCAAGAAGCGGAAGGUCGAGUUCGGUGGCGGCGCGUCCGACGUGGAGGAAGUGUCGGAUUUUACGGCGGCGCGCAAACGGGCGAAGCGCGAGGACUGCUCGUACAGCAGCGCGGACUACACGGACACGUCCAACAUCUCCAACCUGAUCUCCAUCUUCGGCUCGGGCUUUUCGGGACUGCUGAGCAGACCGGCGGACUUGGAGCAGAUCUGCAGCAAACAGGCCCUGGCCAGUCUUGGCGCGUGGACGCGGGCGAUUGUGGCGUUUUGAAUCAAACUCUGAUGCGUUUCACGGGAGGCCGGGUUCAGCUGUAACGGAACCCAACGGAGAACAAUGUUCCACUGCCAGUUCACGUCCAGCUCCAUAAUUACCUGUAGGGACAUGAUAAUAAUGGCGACACAAAGACAGACUGACAUAAAGUUGUGGUAACACAAUAAAUGGACCUUUAAACUGGACACUUCUCGACUUUAGGAACCAGACUGAGCCAAAUAAGGUUCACCGAUGCGCAGCUGACCCCAGACCAGCUAAAGUCACAGAUGUGACGUCAACUCACCUGUGUAGUCUUAACAGCAGCAGUGUUGUUCCUCAAAGCACAUUUCUGUCCUACAAACACUACCAUACGUGAGCGACAUCACUCCCACUCACCGACGUAGCCGUUCCAGCUGAGCCGGGUCUCCUGUCACAUCUAAAUCCACUUUAUUUUUGCAAGAAAAGAAAAGCUAUUUAAAUUUUUUUAGCAAAUUUUUAAAGACAUUUUGGGAGGAAGGGGAGCGAGCGCGUGACAUAUGCAUUGUGUGCAGGGUCUCCUGUUUUCAUUACGUCUUACACGUGUGUAACGAAAACACUUCAACAUGGUGGAAUGGGUUGAUUUCUGUUGCCUUAACUCCAGUGCACCCGACCGCUCGCUACCGUCACAACUGAUCCUUGGAAGUGACUGAAUGUCUUUGCCUUUUGGUUUCAUUGUGGUCACAUGAGCAUGUGUGAAGUUCGCGGGCUCCGAACCAGCUCCAUGGAGUCUCUUACUGUUGUUAACACUAUCUUUGCUGUCUGGCUUAUUGUCUGACAUCCUCUCUUCCCAAGUUGCUGAAUGCCUUCACAGAAAUCCAUAAUUCCAACAUGUCUCUGUUGCUUUGUGAGUGAUCUUAGUCCUUUUGUUUUAAAAAGGCGCCCCCGUGACUUAGCCAUAACCCGAGGAUCCAUGCGUUAGCUUUAUGAGCACUAUGUGUACCAAAACCAAGAGAGUAUUCAGCCAUUCUCUACAUACGCUGUUGUAAUUCUUGUAUUUUUGUGCUUGAUGAAUUGCAGCUCACCGGGUAAAACUGUUCCAGAAGAUAUUUGUUAAAAAUGUAUAAUCUUAAUAAAAAACAAAAACCUUCA
This is a messenger RNA of Betta splendens (Siamese fighting fish), 2160 nucleotides long. RefSeq names its product immediate early response 5-like (gene ier5l). Lineage: Eukaryota; Metazoa; Chordata; Actinopteri; Anabantiformes; Osphronemidae. The record is from RefSeq and is a predicted model, not a curated record. Bases 205 to 1053 code for a protein of 282 amino acids. The transcript has a single exon.